CGGAAAUAACAAUUCUCCAGCAAGUUGUAUCAGAGUCUGUAACGAGGUCCCCGGGGAUCCAAGGCCGGUGUGAAUUUCCAAGUCCAGCUGGCCGGCCUGAGAGGUGGAGAGAGGCCGAGGGCAGCCUGCACGGUAGCUGGGUAUACGGGACACACCUGGCCUCCACCACGACUCCGGACAGCAGACCGCCUCCAGGAGCAGGAACGGGAGGCCUGUUUGCACCCGGCUUCACAUUUGUUCCCUUAUCUCUCCUGCUGUAGCCGCUAGGCAAAGAAACCUGUGUCUUCGUGGGCUGCGGGAGGCUGGGAAUGGGUUCUGCAACCCAGAACCUGUGAGACUAGUUCAGUCUGUGCCGGGAGCAACGCGGACCAGCAGCAGGAACCACCGAGGACUCGCUCUGCUAAGCCGAAGACUGCUACACCCCCGCCGCGGCCCCACCUGCGAGGGGCGGGCCUUGUAGCGCGGAGCCAAUCAGCACCUGCCGGGGCUCACCUGGCCUCCUCCUCCCGGCUCCCGCGCAUCGCUGUGCUCAAAGGGGCGCGCGGAGCUCAGCUUUGCGCAGGCCUUCCUUAGCAGCAGCUCUUUCACUUCGCUGUCCAGCCAUGGGUUUCCUCCGUGCGCCCCUCGCGUCCUUCCUCCUCUUCCUCCACCAGGCACAGGUUUGCUGGCUGCUGUGCGCCGCCUCUCAGCCUUGCGGGGCGGGCUUCGGGGAGACUGGAGUGACCUUGGAGACGAGAGCCGGAGAGGUGCAGCCCGGCCCAGCGCAGGAGGAAGUAGCUUUCACCAGCCGCUCUGGGCAAGAGUUGGCCUCGCUUGGGACUGAUAACCACGACUUCAGCGUAUUGAGCGGGGAACCCGUCCAGGAAAACAAAGCUCUGAAGACCUCCUCAUCCAAACAUCUCUUGCGAAGACGCAAGAGAGAAUGGGUGGUCCCACCAAUAUCUGUCCCUGAGAAUGGCAAGGGUCCCUACCCCCAGAGACUACAUCAGCUCAAAUCUGAUAAAGACCAAGGCACCAAGAUUUUCUACAGCAUCACAGGGCCUGGGGCAGAUAGCCCGCCAGAGGGCAUCUUUGACAUUGACAAGGAGACAGGGUGGUUGAUGUUGAAUAAGCCAUUGGACCGGGAGAAGAUUGCCAAGUAUGAGCUUUUUGCCCACGCUGUGUCAGAGAAUGGUGCCUCUGUGGAGCAGCCCAGGAAUAUCUCCAUCGUCGUGACAGACCAGAAUGACCACAGACCCAAGUUCACUCAGGAGGUCUUCCAUGGGGGUGUCUUGGAGGGAGCCCGGCCUGGUACUUCAGUGAUGCAGGUGACAGCCACUGAUGAGGACGAUGCCAUCAACACCGACAACGGGGUGGUUGCUUACUCCAUCCACAGCCAAGAACCAAAGGACCCACAUGACCUCAUGUUCACCAUCCACCGGAGCACGGGCAGCAUCAAUGUCAUCUCCAGCGGCCUGGACCGGGAGAAAGUCCCCAAUUACACACUGACCGUCCUGGCCACAGACAUGGAUGGGAAUGGCUCCACUACCACAGCAGUGGCGAUAGUGGAAAUCCUUGAUGCUAAUGACAAUCCUCCUGUGUUUGACCCCCAGAAGUAUGAGGCCCAGGUACCUGAGAAUGCAGUGGGCUUUGAGGUACAGAGGCUGAUAGUGACGGACAUGGAUGCCCCAAACUCUCCAGCAUGGCGUGCCACCUACCACAUUGUGGGAGGUGACAACGGGGACCACUUUACCAUCACUACCCAUCCUGAGAGCAACCAGGGCAUCCUGACAACCAGGAAGGGCUUGGAUUUUGAGGCCCAAAACCAGCAUACACUAUUUGUAGAAGUGAAGAAUGAGGCUCCUUUUGUGGUGAAGCUCCCGAUCUCUACAGCCACUGUCGUGGUCCAUGUGGAGGAUGUGAAUGAGGCCCCUGUGUUUGUCCCGCCCUCCAAAGUCAUCGAGGUCCAGGAGGGUAUCUCCACUGGGGAAGUUGUCUGUGUCUACACUGCACAGGACCCUGAUGAGCAGGAUCAGAAAAUCAGCUACCACAUCCUGAGAGACCCAGCUGGGUGGCUAGCAAUGGACCCAGACAGUGGGCAGGUCACUGCUGCAGGCCUCCUAGACCGAGAGGACGAGCGGUUUGUGAGGAACAACAUCUAUGAAGUCACGGUCUUGGCCACUGAUGAUGGGAGCCCUUCCGCCACAGGCACGGGGACCCUCCUGCUAACACUCACCGACAUCAAUGACCAUGGCCCAGUUCCUGAGCCCCAGCAUAUCACCAUCUGCAACGAAAAUCCGGUGCCCCAAGUGCUGAACAUAACAGACAAGGACCUGUCCCCCAACUCCUACCCUUUCCAGGCCCGACUCAUUCUCGACUCAGACAUCUCCUGGGUGGCAGAAGUCAGUGAAAAAGGAGAUGCAGUGGCCUUGUCCCUGAAGAAGUUCCUGAAGCAAGAUACAUACGAUGUACACCUCUCGCUGUCUGACCACGGCAACAAUGAGCAGCUAACAGUGAUCAAAGCCACCGUGUGCGACUGCCGGGGCCACAUGGAGUCCUGCCCCGACCGCUGGAAGGGCGGCUUCAUCCUCCCCAUCCUGGGGGCUGUCCUGGCUCUGCUGCUCCUCCUCCUGGUGCUUCUUUUGCUGGUGAGAAGGAAGCGCAAGGUCAAAGAGCCUCUUCUGCUCCCAGAAGAUGACACCCGUGACAAUGUCUUCUACUAUGGUGAAGAGGGAGGUGGCGAAGAGGACCAGGACUACGACAUUACCCAGCUCCAUCGGGGUCUAGAGGCCAGGCCUGAGGUUGUUCUCCGCAAUGAUGUGGCACCAACCUUCAUACCCACACCCAUGUACCGUCCUCGGCCAGCCAACCCGGAUGAAAUCGGCAACUUUAUCAUCGAGAACCUGAAGGCAGCCAACACAGACCCCACAGCCCCACCCUAUGACUCGCUGCUGGUGUUUGACUACGAGGGCAGCGGCUCCGAUGCCGCGUCCCUGAGCUCCCUCACAUCCUCGGACCAGGACCAGGACCAGGACUAUGAUUACCUGAACGAGUGGGGCAAUCGCUUCAAGAAGCUGGCGGACAUGUAUGGUGGCGGGGAGGACGACUAGGCCAGCAGUGCCAGGAACUAAACAUCAGGCUACAACAGCAUCUCUAAGGGGGCUCAGUCCCCUCCCAGCCAGGGACUUCGGAGCUUGCAAGGAAGUGGCCUGAGCAGCUGAGAGGGUGGGGGCUGCACAUCCGACCUGAGCGAGUUGGGUUCUGAGCCUGUCAGAAGCGAAGGGCUCGGGCACUGUGAGCUUGCCGGACACUGACCACCGCUCAGCCUGUGUCCCGCCUGCCCUGGACCUCCAUUUCCCGAAGUCUCCCUCCUGCCAUGAGGUGCUCAGCCCACAUCCUGGGCCUGGACAGCUCUGAUGUCCCUUGAAGACUUUACCUCCAAAAUGGAUCUUCUCUUUAGAAAGAGGCCUCUUGCUCCAACCUGUUUCUGUUUUUUAAAAUGUUAUUUUCAGAAAGUUAGAGGCAGGUCCUCCACGCCCCCUCAGGGAGCACAGCCUGCAGGCUCACUGACCCUCCUGUGACUCAGCUCUCCAGGUCCCAAGCCUCCCACUAGGGUGAAUCAGUGCAUUUUUAUACCAAGUGUGUCUAGGUUGUCCUGUGUUUUUUAUUUCCUCUGUUGUGUGCUGUAGAUGAAGGGUGAUGACAAUCGUAUAAAUGGACUAGGACAUUUUUUAUUAAAGGAACUUUUCCCAGAGGU
Octodon degus (degu) is the source of this 3736-nucleotide messenger RNA. It is a transcript of the gene Cdh3, whose product is annotated as cadherin 3. The record is from RefSeq and is a predicted model, not a curated record. Gene Ontology annotation, cellular component: catenin complex; plasma membrane; adherens junction. NCBI's taxonomy places the organism in Eukaryota, Metazoa, Chordata, Mammalia, Rodentia, Octodontidae. The transcript is spliced from 16 exons. Gene Ontology annotation, molecular function: calcium ion binding; cadherin binding. Gene Ontology annotation, biological process: adherens junction organization; cell morphogenesis; homophilic cell-cell adhesion. Bases 603 to 3089 code for a protein of 828 amino acids.